Anoplopoma fimbria (sablefish) is the source of this 1807-nucleotide messenger RNA. RefSeq names its product dapper homolog 3-like. Bases 103 to 1755 code for a protein of 550 amino acids. Gene Ontology annotation, cellular component: cytoplasm. NCBI's taxonomy places the organism in Eukaryota, Metazoa, Chordata, Actinopteri, Perciformes, Anoplopomatidae. The transcript has 3 exons. The record is from RefSeq and is a predicted model, not a curated record. Gene Ontology annotation, biological process: negative regulation of canonical Wnt signaling pathway.
GUUUAAUUAAACACAGCUGGACUCCAAUGAAGGAGUAGAACCAUCUCAAGGAGGAUCAGAAGAAAUGGACAGCAUAGCAGUCCCCAGUGUACGCCCUGUUGUAUGAAGGUGUCUUUGGAACAGCAAGUGGCAGAGCUGAAGGUGAACACUGAGGUCCAAUCAGUGGAUACUCCAUCUGAUCUAGAGGACGGCCAACUAAUUUCAGCAUCUGAUGGGACAGGGAAGACAGAGACAGGAGAAACAGACCCAACAAGAUGGGCCAAGGUUACUGAUGCUUUGGGGGAGAUGAGGGACGUUGACCCCAGUCAGGAGUAUUCUCAACAAGCCCACAAAGUUAAGACUUAUAUAUUUGGGUUGAUCCAACGUCGAGCUGUACCCACACACUCUUCAAAGCUACGUACCAGCCUGGUACAUGAUGCCCGAGCUGUCAGUGUGGUGAGGCAGAGUAGUAUAUGCCGCAUGGAGAAGCAACAUUCACCAAAACAGGUGUCUGUUCAAGAGAUCUCUACUCGAUCCCAGGGUUCAGAGGGAACGGCUCCAGAGGCUCCCCAUAACCUUGAUCAGGACCCUUAUCUAGGGACAGGGUUUACUGAAGAUGUCCCACCUCUGUACCACCACAAUCUCCAGCAAAGUAUCCAACAUCAACCAGUGCUUCAUCACAGGCCCAGGCAGAUGAACACCUCCCGUUCAACAUUGGAGGACUAUGCAUCUUACAGAGUGCUGAAAGCCCACCCAGACUCAAGUAAUGGCGAGUUUGAUACACCUCAACAUUUCCACAAUUACCCUUCGCAUCCAGCUCUGUCAAAGCCUCACCAACCACUUUCACCUGAAGAGCAGCUGGUCAAAGCAGAGUAUAUUCCAGCCCAGCCUGGCCGAGCCUUCACCAGAGCUUAUGCCCAUCACCACUCCGACCCCUACAAGGGGCCUGGGGUGCCGAACCGAACCAGAUAUUUGCCAGAAAGAAACCAUCAUCAUCAAGAGCAGCAGCCCACAGCACCUCAGAUCCAACCUUCAAGAUCCCGAGGGGGGCCAAAGAAGUGUCACUCAAAUGAAGACAGAAAUGGUGCUAGCAGGAAGCCAGGGAAGAAGGCAUGUAGGUCUCAGUCAGAGAAUAGCCUGCAAAGGGCUCCAGAUCGCAAGUACAAUACAGUGGAGAGAGAUGGUGGAGGAAGUGGAAGCGGUGGAAGGGGAAGCCGUAGUAGUCAAUCCAGGAGCAAGAAACAACAGCAAGGAGGUGGUAGCUGUCGGCCCUGGCAAUCCACCCUGGAGCUCAGUCAAGAUGAGACUGUCCAGCCACCAAUGCAGGCAACCAUGCGAGGCUCUUCAGCUUCAAACCAAAGAGACCAUUGUGCAAGGCGCACACACAAAUAUCGCCAUACACAUACAUCACAUGCCUACAUAAACUAUCACCACUCCCACCAUCAUCAGCACAUGGAGUACCAGUUAGAGAGGGAACAAGUGCCAAUUUGUCAACCUAAUGAGGAAUACCCUAGCUUACGUCAGGGUGAGUCUGAGUCAAGCAUGAGCGAAGCUGACUCUCCAGACUCCAGCUCUUUGUCCAGUGAUUCAGAUGAGAGUGGUGGUCUUGUUUGGCCCCAGCAACUACCCCCACAACUCUCCCUCCCUUCACCUUCUGCCCCACCUGGGCCACCUCUGCACCCCAAGGCUUUUGUCAAGAUUAAGGCUUCACAUGCUCUUAAGAAGAAGAUCCUGCGCUUCCGCACUGGUUCACUGAAAGUAAUGACCACUGUAUAAAGUGGAAACUGGCCAUACUAAAACUGACAGCAGAUCUUUGGACUACGUAGAA